AUGGUGAAGAAUGUCAAGAGCGAGGAGAAGUAUCAGAACUUCAGUGACAGCUCUAUGAGAGACCGCGUGGCGGCGGUGCACGCGCACGAGUACACGGUCACCGCGGACCCGGAUGACCCCGCGCAGCAGAGCUCGGGGUUCACCUCCAGCGGAUGGGACAAGUAUUACUUCUUCAGCAACCCGGCCAGCUGCGCCGGUCCUGGCAAAGGAAACCUCCACCCCACGGCACGCCUGGGGCGCAACCGGCCGGCCAUGAACGGCCCUCAGACCUUCACGAUCGAGGCCUUCACUCCGGAGGAGUUGAAGCUGGCCCGCAUUCGGAUCGAGAAGAAGGGCGCCCGGACCACCUACGCCGAGUCCUACAGCCAGUUGCCCAGGAGUUCCACCUCGGUGAUGGGGCCCAUCGAACGCCCCAGCGGGCACCACAUCAUGAAGCAAGCAGCCGCCACAGGUCAGUCGGUGUCAGACACCUUGACACAGGCGGGAUUGGGUGCCCUCACCCGCUCUGCCAGCGCCUCGGAGAUCCUGGCGGGGCCGCUGAUCGCGCACCGCAUGGGACCCCAUUGGCCGCCGCCGGGGCCGGCACGACCCGAUCCGCUGAAGACGCGCAAGGAGCUCAUGGCUUGGGGCGACCAUCGUACCUUCGUGGAGCUGCACGCCAAAGACCGCAAGGCACCGGGUGAGAUCUUCUACACCAUCACCAGCAUCCCCUGA
Messenger RNA from Durusdinium trenchii, 714 nucleotides. The record is from the annotation of a GenBank genome assembly. NCBI's taxonomy places the organism in Eukaryota, Dinophyceae, Suessiales, Symbiodiniaceae.